Saitoella complicata NRRL Y-17804 is the source of this 375-nucleotide messenger RNA. Its product is annotated as H+-ATPase G subunit. Gene Ontology annotation, cellular component: vacuolar proton-transporting V-type ATPase complex. Gene Ontology annotation, biological process: proton transmembrane transport. Bases 1 to 375 code for a protein of 124 amino acids. The record is from RefSeq and is a predicted model, not a curated record. Gene Ontology annotation, molecular function: proton-transporting ATPase activity, rotational mechanism. The transcript is spliced from 4 exons. NCBI's taxonomy places the organism in Eukaryota, Fungi, Ascomycota, Saitoellomycetes, Saitoellales, Saitoellaceae.
AUGCUAACUCUAUCACCUCAGUCCGCACAAAACUCCGCUGGAAUCCAGAGCUUGUUGGAGGCCGAGAAGGAAGCACAGAAGAUCGUUCAGAAGGCCAGAACAUACCGAACACAACGAUUGAAGGACGCCCGUUCCGAAGCCGAUAAGGAAAUCGAGGAAUACAAGCGCAGAAAGGAGUCUGAGUUCCAAGAACACGAGUCUGAGCACACCGGCUCCAACACCAAAGCCGAAGAGGAAGCAAACAAGAAACUAGAGCAAGAUUUGGCUGAGAUUAAGCAGCAAGCGGAGAAGGGGAAGGGAGAUGUGGUGAAGAUGUUGAUUGAUGCGGUUACUUCUGCGAAGGCUGAGAUGCAUGUGAAUGCUACGAAGGCAUAG